Cyprinus carpio (common carp) is the source of this 2151-nucleotide messenger RNA. RefSeq names its product nectin-2-like. NCBI's taxonomy places the organism in Eukaryota, Metazoa, Chordata, Actinopteri, Cypriniformes, Cyprinidae. The coding region runs from base 1 to 573 and encodes 190 amino acids. The transcript is spliced from 5 exons. The record is from RefSeq and is a predicted model, not a curated record.
AUGAUUUUGCAGACGGAUAAUGAUGAUGAGAAAACCCACACAGAGGAUUUUAUGUCUGUCUUGCUUGUUUCAGAUCAACCUUUACCAGCACAAGCCAGCAACGCGGGGCCAGUUGUCGGGGGCGUCAUUGCCGCCAUAAUCAUCCUGUGUUUGAUCGGCGCUGGUGUGGCCAUGUACCGCAAACAGCGCCAGAGCGUGGAGAACGGAGAAGGCCCCCCCAAACACAAGCCGCCUCCUCCGAUGAAGUCUGGCAGCUCGACAGAAAUGCUGAAUAAACCACAGGACAAGACCACAACCAUCAUAGAAACCCAGCCGCUCAGCAACAAUGAGACAAACUACUACGAAACCAACUCUGCAGAGCCCAUUACAGAUCUAGAUGAUGACAACAACGGCCCUCCCGCUAACGGUGGAACCCCAGCUGUCUGGGACAGCUCAGGACACCCUCCCGAAAAAGACGACACGACCGGCGAGACCCUUCCACCGUACAAACCAGCUGACCAGAAUGAUGUCGAAGCUAACUUUACUAACGUAGCUCGUGAAGAAAGUUUCGUGUCCAAAUCCAUGUUGGUCUAAAGAUGAAGGCCGUGCCUGUGAUUUGCACUGCCACUGUCCUGCCCAGCUGCGGACUCCCGUUACAGCACAGCCGACUAUAGUCCACGGCUCGGGCACAAACACAUCCAAAACACCCCUGCCUGGUCACGUUUCUUUCACACGUGGCUAAAUGACAUUUUAUCCUAUUCUCAUGGUUUUGUGGAUGGUCCCUAAAACAUUUAUAUCUUUUGGACCAGAUCAGAUUUUGGAAUUUUGAUAUGUAUGACAAGAAGUUCUUAGAACUUUAGUCAAGCAAACUUUGAUUAGCAGUUAAUGGUAAAACAAAACCAUGAGAAAUGGUCAUUAUUCACUAUUGAGAUGCUAUGUUACGUAUAUUUUAAUCCUGGUUACGUGAAAGACACACACAGCAAACAUAGUCAGAAAAACAUUUAAUUUUCCUAAAAGGUCUAAAGAUAAGAAUUUGCUUUCAGUAUUUUAAAAUACACUGCAUAUACUGUCAAACAUUGCUUCUGUUUCUGAUCUGUAGUUUUUAUUUUGCAAUCUCGGUGUAGUGCUCUUCUAAGCUUUAGCUUUCGUCGGUUUAGUGCGUUAACUUCUGUGAUGAGGGAAAAAGUCUUGUGGUAUAUGCAAUGUAUUUUACAUACAGCAAAAAUGUAUUUUUAUAUUUUAUAUUUGAUGUCAUUUUGAUCGAUUAUAUCACCUAAAAACAGAUUUAUGCAUUAUUUUCUUAUUUUCGUUUCUUUGGUUGUUUGGCGCGUUCAUUGUUUUUGAAAAGUACCAAAUAAGUUCUGUAAAUAAUAUAAGGAAAUAAUAUAUAUAGCCAGUCUAACAUGCGUUAAAAAAUAUAUAAAACACAAUAAAAAAUAAAAAAUGCAAACAAUUCCAAAAAUAACCAGUGAGGUGCAAAAUGAAAAAGUGUAGAUUUUCUGAAACUUUCUUUUACCAGGUAUUACGUAAGUCGUAUGCUGAUGUUUUACUUCUUGAUACGUGUGGAUUUUGUUACUGUAUAUUCUGCAUGGCAUGGUUGGUUGCUUUCCUAAAAACAGUGGGCACCCGUCGCAACCUUUUCUCACUCCCCUUUUUCUGGCCAUAAGAAGCACAAUAUGCAUAUAGAGAUGUUGAAGGUGACAGGAGGUUUGACAAGAGUUUUGUUUUCUGCCUUCUGAAGCUAAACAUUGAUGUUAAAGACCUCGUGAAAUCUCUCAACGAGCACAGUUUUCUUUCUGUGUUUGGCAUUUCCAAUUGAAACUUCAUUUUAGAAGGUCAAAAACAUAAAAGAUCCUGUCCAUUUAAAAAUAGUCAUUGGGCUUUAGUUACAUCACAUGAAUUGUUACUAGUCAAGGCUGGUUGUAUUGUGGGCGGGACAUUCUCAUUCUACAGAGCAUUUGAUUGGACAAAACUUUUAGUGCAGUAAAACAGUAAUAAUUUUCUAUUUUAAUACAUAUUAACAUGUCAUUGAUUCCAGUGAUGUUAAAGCAUCAUUACUCCAGUCUUCAGUGUCACAUGAUCCUUCAGAAUUCAUUCUAAUAUCUUGAAAAUCUUUAUUAAUAACGGUAUUAUCAAUGUUGAAAAAGGUUUUUUCCUGCUUAAUAUUUUUGU